GUUAAAUCAAGCCUUCUUUGCACUGCAAUUUACGGUUUCAGGCCAUGCCUCACCCAAACGGGACCUGACAGUGCAUCCUAGACAUGGUCAGCUAAUGGGGUUUAUUCCCAAGUAUCUGCAUGCAGCACAGCGGUGGCAGAACUUUAACGGCACAGACGACAGAACAAGCCUCGGGCCCCGUCCAGCAGACGCUUUGCUGCAAAACAAGCUACCUUGCCUCUCGUUGGACAAAAAACAGACAUCAAGAGUAGACACGGUGAUACAUAAUGACAAGUCAGAACAACAAAGGCGAACUCAGGAAGGUGUCCAAGAGAAAGUUCUCUCCUCCAGUAGCUACACCCCACACACUUUUUGCAAAAGGAGAACUGCUAGAGCUUCAGGGCAAACAGGAAGAUGCUGAAACAAAAGGGAUACCUGUUGCUCUGCACCAUGCCACAGGUGAUGGAGUUACAACCAAACCCAUUAAAACACCGAAAACGCAGGCUACGAGGCAGAAAGGAAGCACAACUGCUAGGAUGGUAAAGGAAGCAAACUGCAAGAAGGAUCCAGACACGAGGAAAGGUACAACAGAGAGAGUGUCAGGCGAAUCAUCACAGGGAAAGCAUUCCAAAGUGCUAACCCCACAAGAAGAAGGUUGCCUUACCGAUGCAGAAUUUGAGGAGAUUGUCCAGAGUGUGCUUCAGAAGCCUUUGCAGGAGUGUAUGGACUCUGAGAAGCAGAGAACUACUUCGACAGAGCCUACUGACUCAGAAGCAGGUCUGAGAAGGAAUGGGCCUCAGCUGGGUGUUUGUGCUGUUUCUCUCAGGGGGGCUUUGGAGGUCUCUCCAGCUGCAGAGGAUGAUGUCUUUGGAAAGAAAAGUGAGAUGAUGCUUUUAGAAGUGGAUGAGAAGCGACAAUUGCACGAAAAGGAGCACAGAAAACUUUAUGUGAAUAAGGACAGAAAGAAGAAAAAUGAGAAAUCAGAAGGAGACAAUGGAGGGCGUAAGGAAAACCGGAAAGGAGCGCCCAAGAAAAAAGUUCAGGGCAACGCCCACGUCCUCCUUGACCAAGAGGAAAUGCAGGAGGAGGAGGCCAACGGAGGAAGUAGCUGCAGCUGGUGCAUGGCAUGGGUCCAAUGCUCUUAUCCAACCUGUGAGAAGUGGAGGCAGCUCAGCAGUGACAUAGACCCAUCAGUUCUGCCUGAGUACUGGACCUGUAGUCAGAACCCAGAUCUUCAGUACAACAGCUGCAACAUUCCUGAGGAAACAUGGUCAGGGUCUGAAAACGAGGUGGUCUAUGCUGUUUAUAUUCCUGGGUCAAUUGUGUGGGCCAAACAAUAUGGAUAUCCAUGGUGGCCUGGGAUCAUAGAGGCUGAUCCAGACAUUGGAGAGUAUUUCCUGUUUUCUUCCCCAACAGAUUCACUACCUUCAAAAUACCAUGUGACCUUUUUUGGCAGCUGUGUGACCCGGGCUUGGAUCUCUGUCUCCAUGCUGAGGAACUUUGGUGAACACGAUGUGGAGGGAAAUGGUGUGGCCAAGCUGAAGAGCAAAGGUGACAAGAAGAAUUUUGAAGCUGCUCUGAAGAUGGCAAAUGAAGCAGAGCAAAUAAACAUUCAGGAGAGAAUAAGGAUAUUUGGAUUCCACAGCCGAUUUGGUGGGACAGAGUCACCUGAAGACCACAAAGACCACAAAGAUCAUGUGGCUGUUACCUGUAAGCCUCCUGCCAAGAGGAUUCAAAAACCAAGUGGUGGGAAUAAAAACACAGCAACAUCAAACAAGAGUCAAGAAAAGCUUCUUCCUGAGACAUCAGGGAUGAAACUGGAUGAAGAUUUCAAAAGAGAAACCAGCAUAAAAGGGAGGAAAACCAGUAAGUUAUCAGCUGAGGGUACCCCCCCUUUGUCAAAGAAGAGCAGAAAAGAAUCAGCACCCCCCAAAGCUCCUGCUGUGCCAAAAGGAUCUAGCAAAGCAAGGAAAUAUCAGGAUGACCCAAAAGGUUUUAGGAACUCAUUUGCUGUGGCACAAGAUAAGAAUCCCAAAGCUGCACAGCUCAGUUCGUGCACAGGCAGCAGCAGCACUAACUUAGUGCCCGCCAGUUAUCAAAGAAAGAAAGACAGUAUGAGCACGGCUGAAAACUCCCCCAUGGAAGGAGGCAAACCGAUUUUGAAUAGGGGUGUUGUGGUGGGUCUUGAGGAAGCAAACGAAGCCAUGGCAUUGGAGAAAGAAGAGGAGGAAGCCUUCAGCAGCCAGGAGAUGGUUGUCUUUGCUGAGGAGAAGAAUUACUCUUCUGAAGACUUUUCCUUGACCUUGUUUGAAGAGUAGCCUUUCCCGGCUCCAAGUGUAAAGGAUGGAUUGUUUCUUUAUCUAGAUGAAUCAUCCCCAACUUGGUACCCUGCAGAUGUUUUGGACGACAACUCCCAUCAGCCUCAACCAGCCCAACUGUACAAAACAUCUGGAGGACACCAGUUGGAAAUAGCAGCUUAACAACAGAUGGACGUGAGGUUGAGAACAUUUAUAAGGAUAAAUAGUGUUUGAUAAAAGAAAUGUAGCAAAGGAUGUAGUGGAAAAGGCUGUUACAGUUUCAAUUCUUGAGUUUAAUCCACCUAGGAAGUUGGUGACAGCUUGUUUUUAAACAUGGCUGUGAAAUUUCCUCUUUCCCCGGUCGUUGAUUAAACAGGCAACUGGAAGUAUAGCCAUAAACAAGACAAGGAAAGUAAAUUUUUGGUGGUUGUUUUUCUCCAGUUUGUAAACUGACAAACAUCUUGUCUAUAUUCAACUUUCCCCCCAAAUUGUUUAUAAUUAUAAUUCAGCAAAAUUCUUAUUAAAGUCUAGUUUUGGAUUUAA
Molecule: messenger RNA, 2819 nt
Organism: Rhineura floridana
Lineage: Eukaryota; Metazoa; Chordata; Lepidosauria; Squamata; Rhineuridae
Gene: ZCWPW1
Product: zinc finger CW-type and PWWP domain containing 1
Exons: 18
Coding region: 267-2297 (676 amino acids)
Cellular component (GO): nucleus
Molecular function (GO): zinc ion binding
Source: RefSeq, a predicted model, not a curated record